CUCACUUCAAGAUGAAUUGUUCUUAUAACAUUACUGUGCUGAGCUCUGUCCUCCCUCCAGUCCUGGGUGUGGCGUUCACUUUGGGAGCUGUGGGGAACGCCUUUGCUCUGUGGAUCUUCUGCUUCCACCUGAGGCCCUGGAGGAGCAGCACUGUCCUGCUCUUCAGCCUGGCUCUGGCCGAUGUUCUGCUCCUCGUGGCCUUACCGUUCCGAAUCAGUUACUACAGCUCCAACUUUGAGUGGAAAUUUGGAAACACUUUUUGCAGCAUCUGUUACUUACUUGCAAGUAUGAAUCGCACAGGAAGUACAUUGUUUCUAAUCGUGAUUGCGUUGGACAGAUACAUGCAUGUGGUUCAUCCUCAUAACCCCGUUAACUUUAUGAGUGUCUCCAAAUCUGUGUGUGGGGCUGUGAUUCUCUGGCUCCUGACAGUCAUGGUGAGCACCUUCUUCACUCUAUACAAAUCCAAAAAGAGCUACUGUGGAGACUUCAGAAGCCGGUGUGAGUGGAACACGGCCAUAUCUGGGCAUAGACUGGCAUAUCUGUUGGCCUUCUAUGUGCCUUUCCUGGUGAUUCUCUUCUCUACUACGAGUAUCGUCCAACACCUGCGGAGAAGACGGAUCGCCCAACACGCCCAAGUGAAAAAGGCAUUGUUGGUCCUGAUAUCAAUAAUCAUUCUCUUUGUCGUCUGCUUUCUCCCAAGUAACAUCACCCAGCUGGUGAUUUGGUCUAAGGUGAGAACCACAGCAAUGUGGGGCUGUGCAGAAAUGCAACAGAUCACAAUAAUCUAUACUUUGACUGCAAGCUUGACCUACCUGAACAGUGCUAUGGAUCCAGUUGUGUACUUCUUUUCCAGCACAGACUUCAGGAACAAAUGCAAGAGCAUGUUAGGUCUAAAGCCGUCCUUGGAUUCAACUGAACGGGGAGAGGAAUCUACACAGCCAGAGUUUAAAUCUGUGCAAACAUGUUCUGAAAUGUGAUUGUUGUAUUACUUAGUCAGUUCUUAUAUGUCAGUCUUUUUGACUAUUCUUCUGACCUUUGGACAGAAUCUUAUUUAAACUAAAGUGUAAAUCCAUUCAGCUUUAAGAGGCUUUUUAGUCUUUUGUCUUGCCUAAGAGAACGCACACAGGAGAGAGACCAUACAGCUGUUCAGUCUGUAAUAAAAGGUUUUACUCAAACUCAUCAGAAAAGAUGAGAAGAGAAGUCACAGAGAAGAGAAAUAAACAUUAAACAUUUUUAGGGUUUCGGGGUGGUCCUUGGCAUGGCAUCUGGUGGAGCAGUGGCCCUGUGAACGAGCUGCUGCUUUGUUUUUGUUUCUGUUUGUUUUGUUUUUAAGGACAAAGUUUAUCUUACAGUUGCUUUUGUCAAGUGCUCAAUUCAAGGUUACUGAUGUGAACGCCCUAUUGUCUACUCUUAAAUGUAUCCAACAAAAUACACAAAUAAAUUAUGGUAAUGAUAAAUUA
Messenger RNA from Boleophthalmus pectinirostris (great blue-spotted mudskipper), 1460 nucleotides. RefSeq names its product hydroxycarboxylic acid receptor 2-like. The coding region runs from base 12 to 977 and encodes 321 amino acids. Lineage: Eukaryota; Metazoa; Chordata; Actinopteri; Gobiiformes; Gobiidae. The record is from RefSeq and is a predicted model, not a curated record. Gene Ontology annotation, cellular component: membrane. The transcript has a single exon. Gene Ontology annotation, biological process: G protein-coupled receptor signaling pathway. Gene Ontology annotation, molecular function: G protein-coupled receptor activity.